Messenger RNA from Artibeus jamaicensis (Jamaican fruit-eating bat), 2061 nucleotides. RefSeq names its product eukaryotic translation elongation factor 1 delta (gene EEF1D). Bases 66 to 2006 code for a protein of 646 amino acids. The record is from RefSeq and is a predicted model, not a curated record. Gene Ontology annotation, molecular function: translation elongation factor activity; guanyl-nucleotide exchange factor activity. The transcript is spliced from 8 exons. Lineage: Eukaryota; Metazoa; Chordata; Mammalia; Chiroptera; Phyllostomidae. Gene Ontology annotation, cellular component: eukaryotic translation elongation factor 1 complex; cytosol. Gene Ontology annotation, biological process: translational elongation.
GCUGGCCACUGGGGCUGGCGGUGCUCAACUGCCUUCUUGUGCUUGCUUUUAAUGCUGCGUGGAAGAUGAGGAGCGGGAAGGCCUCCUGUGCCCUGGAGACCGUCUGGGAGGACAAGCGGAAGUGUGGGGAGGCUGAGCAGCGCUUCCACGAGCAGGAGGCCACGCGAGCCGCCGCCCAGCAGCUCCUGGCCCAGGCGCCAGCUGUGAACGGGCCGGGUCAGGAGGACGUGGAAGAGGUGGACGAGGCUGGGGCUCCCGACAGCUGCAGGGGCGGUCCUGGGAAGAGCUGUAACGUGAGGCAGCCCCUGCAGAAGAAGAGGAAACGAUCCCCGAAGAGCUGGCUCCGGGGGGCAGACCUGGCCCUCGUGGGCCUCUCGGCUGACCACGUCUGGCUGGACAAGCCCCUUUUCGAUCAGGCGGAGAGCUCCUACCGCCAGAGGCUGGCAGAUGUAGCCGCCCAGGCAGCCCGGCCACCGGCUCCAGGUCCCGGGAGUCCUUGCAGCCACGGGAGCCAGGUGGCCUGCCACCAUGUGACCUGGGGCAUCUGGAUCAACAAGUCUGCCUUUGACCAGGCUGAACGGGCGUUUGUGGAGUGGUCUCAGGCUCUGCUGUGGGCCGCAGAGGGCAGCCGCAGGCGGGGGGCUGCUGACACGGGCCGGCGGGCUCCCACCCUGGACCUGGCUCUCAGCCGCCAGCCCAGGCCCCCAGCUAACGGCCAGCCCCCACUGGGCAGUCUGCGGGCACUGGUGCGGGAGGUGUGGCUGGAGAAGCCCCUGUACGACGCAGCCGAGAGGGGCUUCUACGAGGCCCUGUUUGACGGCCACCCCCCGGGGAAGGUGCGGGUGCAGGAGCGAGCCCUCCGGGCUGAGACUGCUCGGCAGGGCCGGAGAGACCGGCGGUGCCGCAACAGCGUGGGGAGCAGGCGCGUCGGGCUGAGACGGGCUGAAGGGGAGGUGCUGCCGUCCGCCCUGCCCUACUGGUACUUCCUGCACAGGGACGCAGAGGCCCCCUGGCUCAGCAAGCCCGCCUACGACAGUGCAGAGGGCCGCCACCAUGCCGCUGAGGCCCUGCGCAUGGCCUGGCGCCUCGAAGCCACAUCCCUGGCUCACCGACCCGGCGCCCGGUCUGGCCCAUCCGUGUCCAGUCUGAGACCCAACAGGAAAAUGGCCACAAACUUCCUAGUGCAUGAGAAGAUCUGGUUCGACAAGUUCAGAUACGAUGACGCAGAACGGAAAUUCUACGAGCAGAUGAACGGGCCUGUGGCCGGCGCCUCCUGCCAGGAGAACGGCGCAAGCGUGAUCCUCCGGGACAUUGCGAGAGCCAGAGAGAACAUCCAGAAGUCCCUGGCUGGAAGCUCAGGCCCUGGGGCCUCCAGUGGGGCCGGCGGAGACCACAGCGAACUGCUCGUCCGCAUCGCCAGCCUGGAGGUGGAGAACCAGAGCUUGAGAGGCGUGGUGCGGGACCUGCAGCAGGCCAUCUCCAAGCUGGAGGCCCGACUGAGUGUGCUGGAGAAGAGUGCGCCCGCCCACCGGGCCACAGCCCCCCAGACCCAGCACGUGUCCCCCAUGCGCCAAGUGGAGCCCCCCUCCAAGAAGGCGGCACCCCCUGCAGAGGAGGACGAAGACGACGACAUCGACCUGUUUGGCAGUGACGAGGAGGAGGACAAGGAGGCCGUCAGGCUGCGGGAGGAGCGGCUACGGCAGUAUGCGGAGAAGAAGGCCAAGAAGCCUGCGCUGGUGGCCAAGUCCUCCAUCCUCCUGGACGUGAAGCCUUGGGAUGACGAGACAGACAUGGCCCAGCUGGAGGCCUGCGUGCGCUCCAUCCAGCUGAACGGGCUGACCUGGGGGGGCUCCAAGCUGGUGCCAGUGGGCUAUGGCAUCCGAAAGCUGCAGAUCCAGUGCGUGGUGGAGGAUGACAAGGUGGGCACUGACCUGCUGGAGGAGGAGAUCACCAAGUUCGAGGAGCACGUGCAGAGCGUCGACAUUGCUGCCUUCAACAAGAUCUGAGCUCUACUGCCGGGUCUGCGCGAGCCCCUGCCGCUAUUAAAGACUGAGACUGUGC